Molecule: messenger RNA, 2216 nt
Organism: Hypanus sabinus (Atlantic stingray)
Lineage: Eukaryota; Metazoa; Chordata; Chondrichthyes; Myliobatiformes; Dasyatidae
Exons: 7
Coding region: 1563-2216 (217 amino acids)
Source: RefSeq, a predicted model, not a curated record
GCUUCGGUCCACGUUGGUGCUUUUUCAGAUGCGGCUGGAUGUUCCUCCUUCCGCAAUGAAGCAGACGUCUCAGGUGGCUGGAUAUUGGUAGCGCGAAUCUCUCAGUGUGAGAUGCGGGAACACCCAGUGUGAGAUGUGGAAAAGAUGUGCGGGCUGUGACCCUCUGAGGUUGGAUCCUGGGACACCACCCAUGUCUAAAUCAGAUAAAGUGAAUCAGGGAAUCAAGUUGUCAGGGUUUAUGAGAAGUUGAGCGAGUAUUUCUGUUCUGUGCUCAGAUGUUUGGUUCUGAAGUCUCUUUGGAAGCAAAGCAGAGAAUGAGUUCCCAUUCCAUCCCUCACAGAGAGAGGCUGUGAUUAAAUUUGCACCAGUAGACAUAGACCGGGGUUUCAGAAAUCAAUUCACGUUUUGAAGUUCCCCCUCAUUCUCACCUGUCUAUCUGCCAGUGGGAGCCAAACAGAAACGCAAGAUGCUGAAGAUGGAACAGAACAUGGAACAGUACAUCACAGGAACAGGCCCUUCGGCCACAAUGGUGUGCCAGACCAGCUGAAAAAUAAAUCAACCCCCGCCCCCGUAAAAUCUAGGGUUGUUGCAGGUGGGGUGAAGUUGGGGCGGCAGUGAUUAUUUACACCAACUGAAUAACAACAAGCCUGGAUACAUUGGGAAUGGAGAGUAUGUCUGGAUUAGACGGAGAGUCUGGGAUCUGAGAGUGCUGCCUCAGGAUAAAGAAACUUCACUUUCAAACUGAGAUGAGAGACAUUACUUCAGCCAAAGGUUGUUUGAUCUGUGGAAUUUAUCACCACAAACAGUGGUGGAGGCUAUCUUUGGGUAUAUUCAUGUUCUGGAUUGACAAAUAGGUUGAGAAUUAUAGCAGGAAGCAAGAAUACGGUGUUGGAAAGUAAUCCUCCAUGAUUGAUUAGAGAGCAGACUAGAAUGACUUUAUCACAUAAUUCUCCUGUUAUAAAUUAUGACUUGUAUCUUAUACUAUGACUGAAUGAUGACUUCCUUGUAUUCCAUCACGAGCAAGAGAAAAUCUUCAGAUGCUGGAAAUCCAAGCAACAGCCACAAAAUGCUGGAGGAACUAAGCAGCUGGAAGAGAGGAGCGUUGACAUCCAGAUGCUGCCUGGCCUGAUGAGUUCCUCCAGCAUUUUGUCUGUGUUCCUUUGUAUCCCAUAUCAGGUUUUGUAAAGUUUGAGGGACAGUUACUGAUUUCUUCACUCGGAUCAUGACAUAUGCGUUCAAAAUUUAAAUGUCAGGUUAACGCUUUGUUCUCGUUUGUUUUAGUAACAUAAUUCAUUACUUCUUUCGUUGAAGUUAGACCUGUGGUGAGAGAUUUAUUGGAAGAGACGCCCACAACUGGAUGCAAACCACAACUGAAAACAAGGGAACAGCAACAAGUGAACCAGCCCGAGGACGGAGAUCAUCAAUUCGACAGAACCCUUCUGACUCGGAGUUUCCAUUAAUUCAGUCAGGAGAAAGUUCGGUCAUUGCCAGCAGGUGGGGCGUGCUUCCACCCGGACGUCAGACAAACAGACGAUAAUCAACCAACGUCAGUCAGAGUCAGAAUGGACACGGAUCUGAACUCCGCCAUCUCCGCCUUCCUGUCAAAUUGUGACGAUCACCAACUGUUUUGGUUGACGAGAUUCUACAUGGAGCGACUGGAGCAGGCGAUUGAGGAGGGCGUGGAGGGAGUCAGCUUCAUGUUAAUGGGCGAGGAUCACUUCACCGGGCAGGAGUAUCACAGCGUGACUGAGCUCGCGAAGAAGGGAAACCGAGCGGGCGCUUCCAAACUCCUCCUGGAUCUGGUGAUGGAGAGAGGCUCCGGGGCCCGGAAGGUGAUGUGGGAAUCCUUUGUGAAACUGCACCACCAUUUACCGAAGCUGAGCAGAAUAUUGAAUGAAAUACGGGAGCGAGGUGACGGCCAGUUCGCCUACAUGGAAACUGAGCGGGAUUUCUCUGAAGUGCCCAAACAUCUGAAAGAUGUUCGAAGGAAACACAUGGAGACUCUGCGGACACAAACUGAAACACUGAGAGUGAACACGAUCCUGAUGAGGGAGAAGGUGAAGGUUUUCCAGCUGGUUGAUCGAUACGCUGAGCUCACGGUCAUUUCUACUGUUCGAGAUCGGACACUGGUGGAACAUGAGCUCCUGACAAGAGGCAGAGAACACGAGGAGUGGAGAGAAAAAGGUCUCCGUGAAAUUGAAAAGAUCUAUCUUUAG